Messenger RNA from Aspergillus pseudotamarii, 1744 nucleotides. RefSeq names its product dihydroorotate dehydrogenase 2. Gene Ontology annotation, biological process: 'de novo' pyrimidine nucleobase biosynthetic process; pyrimidine ribonucleotide biosynthetic process. Gene Ontology annotation, molecular function: dihydroorotate dehydrogenase activity. Gene Ontology annotation, cellular component: cytoplasm; mitochondrial inner membrane. The transcript is spliced from 3 exons. The coding region runs from base 119 to 1696 and encodes 525 amino acids. The record is from RefSeq and is a predicted model, not a curated record. Lineage: Eukaryota; Fungi; Ascomycota; Eurotiomycetes; Eurotiales; Aspergillaceae.
AUUGCUUUUCACUUAUCUGCCUAACUUAGUAGUUUGCAAUUGACCUGUUCAAGUGGUCCAUUAAGAACCAAAUAUCUUGACAAUAGUUGAAUUCUCCUAGGAUCAUCCAAUAGUAAAUAUGGCAUCUAAGUCAAUUAACAUUGCCUUCAGGUCUGCAGGACCUAGAGCCCGCGCAAUUACUUCUCUCCGCUGUUCUCAGCGACCGUCAGUCCUCCACAGACAGCCUGUGUUUCGGCAAGCAAACUUGAGGUAUGCCUCGGAUACUGCCGCAGAGGCAACGGAGGCCGUGAAGGAGGUGCCCAAGAAGGCAGGCCGGGGACUCCGGAGGACCGUGAUUGGUACUUCUUUGGCUCUUACCCUUUUAGUUGGCUUCGUGUAUGGAACGGAUACUAGGGCUAGUGUUCAUCGGUAUGGCGUGGUGCCUCUGAUUCGGCUGUUGUGCCCUGAUGCGGAGGAUGCGCACCAUAUUGGUGUGGAUGCGUUGAAGAAUCUUUACAAGCUUGGACUUCAUCCUAGAGAACGAGGUAACCAGGACGGUGAUGGCGUCCUCGCGACCGAGGUCUUCGGAUACACCCUUGCCAACCCGAUUGGUAUUUCCGCUGGACUUGACAAGCACGCCGAUAUCCCGGACCCUCUCUUUGAGAUCGGACCUGGAAUCGUUGAAGUGGGUGGUACCACUCCGCUACCACAAGAAGGAAACCCCCGACCUCGUGUCUUCCGGAUCACAUCCCAAAAAGCUAUGAUCAACCGAUACGGUCUCAACUCCAAGGGCGCCGACCAUAUGGCAGCUGUUCUGCAACAGAGAGUCCGCGACUACGCAUACGCCCAUGGAUUCGGAUUGCACGACCUGGCUGAGGAGCGUGUCCUGAACGGCGAAGCUGGUGUCCCCCCAGGCAGUCUCCGGCCAGGACGACUCCUCGCUGUUCAGGUCGCAAAGAACAAGGUUACCCCAGAUGCCGACAUCGAAGCCAUCAAGCGUGACUAUGUGUACUGCGUUGACCGGGUGGCCAAAUACGCCGAUAUUCUUGUGGUGAACGUUUCGAGCCCGAACACCCCCGGCCUGCGUGAUCUCCAGGCGACUGCCCCUCUUACCGCCAUCCUGAAGGCUGUCGUCGGCGCAGCAAAGAGCGUCGACCGCAAAACCAAGCCAUAUGUUAUGGUCAAGGUCAGCCCCGAUGAGGAUGCAGACGAACAAGUCUCUGGCAUUUGCGCCGCAGUCCAGGGCUCUGGCGUCGAUGGUGUAAUUGUGGGAAACACAACUAACCGCCGUCCUGAACCUCUGCCGAAGGGCGUACCUCUCCCCUCGAAAGAACAGAGCACCCUGAAAGAGACCGGCGGUUACUCUGGCCCUCAACUCUUCGACCGCACAGUGGCCCUGGUAGCUCGGUACAGAGCUCUCCUUGACCAAGCGCCCGUUACCCCGGAACUCGCCGAAGCUGCCCAAGAGGCUACUACGAAACUGGUCCAGGCGGAACCUGACUCGGAAAACGUUCCUCCAGUGGAAACGCCUAACCCCACUAACCAGUUCCCCCGUAAAGUCAUCUUCGCUUCGGGAGGUAUCACCAACGGCAAGCAGGCUCAGGCCGUCCUUGAUGCUGGUGCCUCCGUUGCUAUGAUGUAUACGGGCGUUGUGUUUGGUGGUGUCGGCACUGUGACUCGUGUAAAGCAGGAGAUGCGCGAGGAGAAGAAAGCUUAGAAAGUUUCUAAAUGGGAGUGGCCGUUUUUGAGGAAAGCGCGUGUAAAU